Molecule: messenger RNA, 1174 nt
Organism: Pocillopora damicornis (cauliflower coral)
Lineage: Eukaryota; Metazoa; Cnidaria; Anthozoa; Scleractinia; Pocilloporidae
Product: adenosine receptor A3
Biological process (GO): G protein-coupled receptor signaling pathway
Cellular component (GO): membrane
Molecular function (GO): G protein-coupled receptor activity
Source: RefSeq, a predicted model, not a curated record
GUAAAAAAGCGGAUGGCGAACUCAACACCAGAUGGGAACCACACAGCGAAAGGUCAAGCCUUGUUUUGCUCGACUCGUCAUUAUGGAUUGCCGCAAAAGAUUUUCAUUUUGACGUUAAAUGUUCCUAUGUCUAUAACUACAAUACUAGGGAACGUACUGAUCAUUGCUGCACUUCAGAGAGUACAUUCUAUCCAUCCGCCGUCAAAAGUUCUCCUCCGAUGGCUUAUGGGUACUGAUCUUGUCAUGGGUCUUCUUUCACAGCCUCUCUUUGUUAGCUUUUUAACGUCUCAGGAGCACUCAGUAACUUGUAAUUAUCUGAAGACCCUUUUUUAUACCACUGCUACAUUACUUGGGUUAGGGUUGAUUUUGACACUGACAGCAAUAAGCGUGGACCGACUCUUUUCUCUUUUACUUGGUCUGAGAUACCGGCAGCAGGUAACUAAGAAAAGAGUGCGGGUCACAAUGAGUUUGCUUUGGCUUCUUAGCGCUGUGAUUGCAUCGACGUUCAUUUAUCAGCCAUUCGUUACAACGAGCAGCGUUUACACAACUGGUUUCAUGUGCGUGAUCGCCUCCACGUUUUGUUACUUAAAGAUUUUCUUGAGACUUCGCCAGCUUCAAACACAAGUAAACGUACAAGGGCAAUUUGGUCAGGGAGAAAUCUUCAAUAUUGCACGCUACAAAAAGACGGUGACGGGCGUAGUCUGGGUGCAGAUAACACUAGUGAUUUGUUAUGUACCACACGCGCUAGCCCAAGCUAUAUUUGCUUUCACUGGAUCGAAUACGCCAUCUUUCAACUUCGUUUGGGAUGUGACAAUUUCUAUGGCUUUCUUGACCUCAACUCUGAAUCCUUUCUUAUAUUGCUGGAAGGUUCGCGAGGUAACACGUGCAUUGAAGGACACAGUCAGACCAUUGUUUUGCUGAGUAAGGGAAAAAAAUGCGUAACACAUUGGAAUGAGCGGUCCGCCGUAAGAAAAGUAUGCAUUUGGAAAAACAAAGCUUCAGGGCGUGAGGCGCGCAAGCACAGCCCUAAACGUAAGAAAUUAUAGUACCCAUCAAGUUUGGUUACUAUGUAAUAACAGAACAGGAAAAUUUAAAAGUUUCAUUUUAUGACUUAUACAAUAACUUAAAGGGAUACUCUGCUGAGAACGACCUCGAUAUAAGUUAUACAUCAUGU